Vespa mandarinia (Asian giant hornet) is the source of this 2309-nucleotide messenger RNA. RefSeq lists its product as uncharacterized. Lineage: Eukaryota; Metazoa; Arthropoda; Insecta; Hymenoptera; Vespidae. The record is from RefSeq and is a predicted model, not a curated record.
CGUGUGGUAAAUAAAAUGAACCAAAUAGAUACGAAAAUGACAACAAAAGUCGUUAAUACUCUUGAUUUUCUUAUGGUACCCCAUGAUUUGUGACCUUGUUCGAUAAAAUGUGAAAUACUAAUUAAGGUUGAAAGGUAAAAAAAAAAAAUGACAUUCUACAUCUUAUUAGAAUAAACAAGAGAUUUCCAUAUUUAUAUCCUGAACACUCAGGCGAUUAAAAAUUGAACCAUCAAAUCAAAAUUUUAAAUGCUUUUAAAUUAAUGAAGAAACUUAUAGAAUGUGUAAGUCUCUUCUCGCAACACGUUUAACUGAACUUAAUCAACAACUUGCAACAAUUGUUAAAUUACAAAAAAUGGAAGAUGAAUAUGACAAAAGUUCAGUCCUAUAUUCUAAGAUUUGUGAUUGUCCACAUCAUAUAUUACCCACUGGAGAAAAUAAGAAAAAAAUACCAUGUAAUAUUAACACUUGCAAAACACGAAAAAGAUGUACUUGCCUUGGUCAAUGCAAUAAAAUAAGCAAAUCCUAUAAAAAUGAUGAAAAAAUUAAAGAAAUCUCAAGUACACAAUCAUAUGAUGAUAAAGCCGUAAAGAAUAAUGUACAUAAUACUGAAAUUGGACAGAUCUUUAAUACAAGAUUAGAAAAUGUACAGGAUUUAGAAAAAAUAAAAUCUACAAGAAAAGAAAUUAUACAAGAAAGAAUUGACUAUGAUAUAUCUGUAACAAGAAAUCAUGAUUAUCAGAAUACAAAACAUGAAAAUGAAAUUAUUCAUAAAACAGAUAAAACAGAAGAUACUUCUAUAAAGGUACCAGUGCAAGACAAUGAUAAAAGUAGAAAACCAGAAGAAAUUAUGAUACUGCCUGAUGACAAUGAUAAAGAUGUUAAUACAGAAGAAAUUAAAAUACUGCCGAAUGAUAAUGUAAAUGAAACAAAUAUAAGUUACAAAAGAAUUAAAAAAAUUGUCAUUUAUAGGGAUAAAAUUCUGAAAUCUAUAAUUUUAGUUAAAGGAUUAUUUAUAAUCCAGGUUGAUUUAUCAGGAUUUACUAACGAAAAAAAACAGAAGAGAGAUUUGGAGGAGAAGUUGCAAAAUGCGAAGCAACAUUUAACAAAGCUGAAAGAAAAUGGAGAACAGCAAAUAUCUUACCUAAAAGAUGCUUUACGAAAAGCUGAGGAGCAACUUGCACAAGCAAAAAAAGAAACUAUUACAAUUACUGCUGAUAGAGACAGAUUAUUACAAACUGUAUCAACACUAAAGGAGGAAAUAAAUAAUGUAAUUGGCAAAAAUGUGUCUUUACAUCGCGAAUGCCAGGAUUUAAAAUGUAAAUUGCAAACAGCUUCUGAAUGUGAAACGAAAACUUGCACAGUUGUUCAAGAUGAAGUUAAUCUUAUAAAAUCUAUAGUUAAACAAAAAGAAGAGGUUUUACAGGCAGAAAUAAUUGAAUUAAAAGGAUUGAUUGCAGAACUUACAAAUGUUACAAAAAUACAAGAAAGAAGAAUAUGUGAAUUAACUAACAUUUGUAAAAAACAACAAUGCGGUUUACGUGAUAAAAGUAAAACGAUUAUUGAAAAGGAAUCCAAAAUAUUCGAAAUCCAAUCACUACUAAAGUCAUAUAGUUGCAAAUGCACAGGAAUGCAAAAUGAUAUUCAAAGUUUAGAAUCUACUUUAAAUAAAGAAUCAAAUACAUGUAAUAGUUUAAAAGAGGAGUUAGAACGUUUUAAGGAUGAUUAUAAUUGUAUGUUAAAUAUUAAAACAAAAAUUAUAGAAGAACAAGAUGAAACGAUCAAAAAACAAAAACGAUUAUUGCAAGAUAGCGAAAGUAUGGCUCAACAAGCUGCUUCUGAAUUUGAGGAAAUUAGGAACGAACUUGUUCAUGAAAAAGAAACAUGUGAAUCUUUAAGAAUUGCAUUAAUUACUGCAGAAGUUCAAUUAAAUCAAAAAUAUAAUGUGGAAUGCAAGAAAUGUCAAAAUUUAAUUGCAGAAGUGAAUUUAUUAGAUCAACAAAAACAAAAAGCAUUAAUUGCAGCAAAAGAAGCUUUAAGAAAAUUAUGCAUUUCUGUAAGAGAUUACCAAAGGGAAUUGGUCUUUGAAAGACAGCAAUGUAAAUUUCUAACAUUAAAACUGAAGGAAAAGCAAGAUGAAGUUGAAUACAUUAAAAAAGAAUUUGCUUACAAAAAAAAAACAAUUGUGCGCAGAACAAGUGACUUUUUAUCUUAAUAGAUGCAGCUGAAGGUAGUAAAAUUAACAGCAAAUUUUAUAAUGUUUCACUAUUCAAUUUAUUAAAAAGCAAAUUAAUAUAAUCAAUGCUAAAAGU